Molecule: messenger RNA, 698 nt
Organism: Branchiostoma belcheri (Belcher's lancelet)
Lineage: Eukaryota; Metazoa; Chordata; Leptocardii; Amphioxiformes; Branchiostomatidae
Product: oligosaccharyltransferase complex subunit ostc-B
Exons: 4
Coding region: 17-466 (149 amino acids)
Cellular component (GO): oligosaccharyltransferase complex
Source: RefSeq, a predicted model, not a curated record
UCGCAGCUGAUCCAAGAUGGAGGCACUAUACUCGAUCCCGUUCUCAGUGUUGGAAUGCCCCAAUUUAAAGCUCAAGAAACCGUCUUGGGUGAGGGCUCCGUCUGCCAUGGUGGUGUACGGAUUCGUGCUCGUUUCGUACUUCCUGGUGACUGGAGGUAUCAUCUAUGACGUGAUUGUGGAGCCCCCAAGUGUUGGAUCAACCACUGACGAAAACGGACAUGCAAAACCAGUAGCCUUCCUGGCAUACAGAGUAAAUGGACAGUACAUCAUCGAGGGUCUGGUGUCUAGUUUCCUCUUCACCCUCGGUGGCCUGGGCUUCGUGGUACUGGACAAGUCCAACGCUCCCAACCUCCCCAAACUCAACCGCUUCCUGCUCAUGUUCAUCGGCUUUGUCUGUGUCCUCAUCAGCUUCUUCAUGGCCAGGGUCUUCAUGAGGAUGAAACUUCCAGGUUACCUGUCUGGCUGAGUGAGAGACACAGAGGACACAAGAGCAGACGGUUUGGAGACGUCCGUAGAUGGUCGACUGUCCACAAUCAGACACGUUAAUGAUCCCAACAUUACCAGUACUUCAGUUUCAACAAUCAAUGACACGUCAGAGAGAGAAAAAGAUCCUGCUAUUCAAUAAUGAAGUAGUGUUUGAAUAUUUAAAUCCUAAUAGAUUUGUAUUCAAUAAAGGGCAGAUUUUAUACGCGAUAAAA